Molecule: messenger RNA, 469 nt
Organism: Anopheles coustani
Lineage: Eukaryota; Metazoa; Arthropoda; Insecta; Diptera; Culicidae
Exons: 4
Coding region: 113-469 (118 amino acids)
Source: RefSeq, a predicted model, not a curated record
AGAAUUUCCCUCGCGAAUAGUCGUCGCGUUUAAUUUGGAGCUGUAUUUGCAGUAAUUUUGUACUGCAGCCGUCCAAGCAAUCACCCCAAAACCUACCAAUUAAACCGUCACAAUGCGCGUCGAAAUGAAUCUAGACGUUCAGCACUGUCACGAUGACAUGGACAGCAGAAUAGCGGAAUUUAAGCAAGAUUCAGACAAAAUGAAUGACUUGAAUCUGUUUCUGGACAACGUGCUCGAUGAAGCCCAGAAGAGCGCGGAGAUAAAGCUCCAGAGCAAAUUGGAUGAGGAGCGGCCUAAAAAUGGCAAUAAACUUCUAAGUGGCAUCAAGCAACAUAGGAUGGUAACCCGCACACGAGGUAUAGUGCUCAGAAUAUUCGAAGCCAUCUGUAACUGCACAAACUCAGCCCCUAUUCCUGGGCAGCGGCCGGCGACAGCACCGGCAAAUCUUGGGUCUUCCUCCAAGAAUUAA